Pteropus alecto (black flying fox) is the source of this 8752-nucleotide messenger RNA. RefSeq names its product ras responsive element binding protein 1 (gene RREB1). Gene Ontology annotation, cellular component: nucleus. The record is from RefSeq and is a predicted model, not a curated record. Gene Ontology annotation, molecular function: RNA polymerase II cis-regulatory region sequence-specific DNA binding; DNA-binding transcription activator activity, RNA polymerase II-specific. Gene Ontology annotation, biological process: regulation of transcription by RNA polymerase II. Lineage: Eukaryota; Metazoa; Chordata; Mammalia; Chiroptera; Pteropodidae.
AACUGCGGUCACCCCGCUAAAAUCCGAACGGGGGAGACAGGCGGGUACCGCGGUCCCUCCCACCCUCCAGCUUGAGCCGCCGCCGCCGCCGCUGCGGCCGCUCAGUAACACGUCCCCAGGAGACUCGCAGGAGCAACACGUGAUGUGUCUACUUAUCAGGGUUGCUUCGACUCUGCUCCAGAGGUGGUUGCUUUAAGGUGUGACCCUGCCUAUGUUUGGGCCCAGCCAGCACUAGCCCCUUAGUAAGAAGGGCCAGCUUGAUAAGACGGAGAAAACAGUGUCAAAGAGUGAUACCAAGAGAAGAAAAAAAGCGAAACACAGACUCCUUUCCUACUCCACGUGGAAGAUAGCUAUAGCAGGGGAAAAUCUCAUAGUAUAGCAGUUGGGGCAGAAAAUGGAGUUCUGUAGAAGAGGCUUCUUAGAAGCUUAAACCCUUGUCCCAAUGACGUCAAGUUCGCCCAUUGGCUUGGAAGGUUCAGACUUGUCUUCCAUCAACACCAUGAUGUCAGCGGUAAUGAGUGUAUAUGGCGGGAGCCCCCAGAGCAUCAAGUCCCUCACGAAGCCUCCAGGACCAAAUCGGAUUGGCAGAAGGAACCAGGAAACGAAAGAGGAGAAGUCUUCCUAUAACUGUCCCCUGUGUGAAAAGAUUUGCACUACACAGCAUCAGUUAACUAUGCACAUUCGUCAGCACAACACGGACACUGGAGGAGCAGACCAUUCAUGCAGCAUCUGCGGGAAGUCGCUGAGCUCGGCCAGCUCCCUGGACCGCCACAUGCUGGUUCACUCUGGCGAGAGGCCUUACAAGUGCACUGUGUGUGGCCAGUCUUUUACCACCAAUGGGAACAUGCACAGACAUAUGAAGAUUCAUGAAAAGGACCCUAACAGUGCUACAGCUGCAGCACCUCCAUCCCCACUGAAACGUAGGCGGCUAUCAUCCAAAAGGAAACUGAGUCAUGAUGCUGAGUCGGAGAAAGAAGACCCAGCACCUGCUAAAAAGAUGGUAGAAGAUGGGAAGUCAGGUGACCUGGAAAAGAAAGCUGAUGAAGUUUUUCACUGCCCAGUAUGUUUCAAGGAGUUUGUUUGCAAGUAUGGACUGGAGACCCACAUGGAGACCCACUCAGAUAACCCACUAAGAUGUGACAUUUGCUGCAUCACCUUUCGAACACAUCGAGGAUUGCUACGCCACAAUGCGCUCGUCCACAAACAGCUUCCCAGAGAUGCAUUGGGAAGGCCUUUUUUUUUUCCUGCUGGCUUCCAUGACUUAGGAUUCACUGACUUUUCCUGUAGGAAGUUCCCUUGGAUUUCUCAGGCCUGGUGUGAAACAAACCUGCGAAGGUGCAUCAGCGAGCAGCACCGUUUUGUCUGUGACAUCUGCGACAAGGCGUUCCCCAUGCUCUCCUCACUCGCCCUGCAUAAGCAGACCCACGUCGCUGCGGACCAGGGGCAGGAAAGGCUGCAAGCUAAGACCCUGCCUGGUGACGCCCUGGACCAGAAGGUCUUCCUGGCCUUGCUGGGCCUGCAGCACACCAAAGACAUCAGGCCCGUCCUGGUCGAGGAGCCCAUAGCAGAUGACAACCAAGCAAUACAGCUCCAGACACUGAAGUGUCAGCUACCUCAGGACCCCGGCUGCACCAACAUGCUGAGGCUGUCUCCUUUUGAAGCUGCUUCCCUGGGUGGCUCGCUCACAGUGCUCCCGGCUACCAAGGAGAGCAUGAAGCACCUGUCCCUGCAGCCCUUCCAGAAGGGCUUCAUCAUCCAGCCCGAUAGUAGUAUUGUGGUCAAGCCCAUCUCUGGCGAGUCUGCCAUUGAGCUGGCUGACAUCCAGCAGAUCCUGAAGAUGGCAGCCUCAGCGCCCCCUCAGAUCAGUCUUCCGCCUCUCUCCAAGGCCCCUGCCACCCCUCUACAGGCGAUUUUCAAACACAUGCCCCCUCUGAAGCCAAAGCCCCUGGUCACACCUCGGACGGUGGUGGCCACCUCCACGCCCCCUCCUCUCAUCAAUGCCCAGCAGGCCUCCCCGGGCUGCAUUAGCCCCAGCCUGCCCCCGCCGCCCCUGAAGCUCCUCAAAGGCUCGGUGGAGGUGGCGUCCAGUACCCACCUGCUGCAGUCCAAGUCCGGGGCCCAGCCAAACACGGCCAUGCAGCUCUUCCUGCAGCAGCCACGAGUGGAACUGCCAGGCCAGGCCGAGAUGAAGACGCAGCUGGAGCAAGACAGCAUCAUUGAGGCCCUGCUGCCCCUGAACAUGGAGGCCAAAAUUAAGCAGGAGAUAACGGAGGGGGACCUCAAGGCCAUCAUGACGGGCCCCAGCAGCAAGAAAUCGCCGGCCAUGCGCAAGGUGCUCUACCCCUGCCGCUUCUGCAACCAGGUGUUCGCCUUCUCGGGGGUAUUGCGCGCGCAUGUGCGCUCCCAUCUGGGCAUCUCGCCAUACCAGUGCAACAUCUGCGACUACAUCGCCGCCGACAAGGCCGCGCUCAUCCGCCACCUGCGCACACACAGUGGUGAGCGGCCCUACAUCUGCAAGAUCUGCCACUACCCCUUCACCGUCAAGGCCAACUGCGAGCGGCACCUGCGCAAGAAGCACCUCAAGGCCACCCGGAAGGACAUUGAGAAGAACAUAGAGUACGUGACGAGCAGUGCGGCCGAGAUGGUGGAUGCCUUCUGCUCCCCAGAUACCGUGUGCCGGCUGUGCGGAGAGGACCUGAAGCACUACCGCGCCCUGCGCGUCCACAUGCGCACACACUGUGGCCGCGGCUUGGGCGGUUGCCCCAAAGGCCGCAAGCCCUUCGAGUGCAAGGAGUGCAGCGCCGCCUUCUCAGCCAAGCGCAACUGCAUCCACCACAUCCUUAAGCAGCACCUGCACGUUCCGGAACACGACAUUGAAAGCUACAUCUUGGCAGCCGAUGGCCUAGGCCCCAAGGAGGCCCCGAUGGCUGAGGCCUCUGGAAGGAUGGAGGAGAGAGACGGGGCCUUUGGAGAGUUAAAGCCCCUUGCCACCUUCCUGGAGUCCCAGAAUGGCUAUCUUCAUGGAGGCCCCACCCAACCACCGCCUCACCACGUCUCUGUCAAAUUGGAGCCCGCCAGCAACUUCACAGUGGACUUUAAUGAGCCCCUGGACUUUUCCCAGAAGGGCCUGGCCCUGGUCCAAGUAAAGCAGGAAAACGCAGCCUUAUUUCUGAGCCCCUCUUCUUCAGCCCCCUAUGACUAUUCCAUGGAACCCAUUGACCUGUCCAUCCCCAAGAACUUCAGGAGAGGAGACAAGGAUUUGGCUGCUCCCAGUGAAGCCAAGAAGCCUGAGCAGGAACCAGGGAGUAGGGAGCCACCCUCCCCCUGUCCACCACCAUGCCCAGCCCUGCCAGUGACCUUGGGGCCCAAUGGGAUCCUAGAAAAACCUGUGGCCUCUGCAGGAGCAGCAGCUUUGGCAGCCAGCACUCUGGAAGCCCAUGCUCAGCCCCUGCAGGGCUCCGUUCAGCUUGCUGUCCCCAUUUACUCAUCAGCCCUCGUCAACAGCUCCCCCAUCUUGGGCAGCUCCACUCUCAUAAGUAGCCCAGCCUUGUUGCGGCCACUGCGCCCCAAGCCCCCCCUGCUCUUGCCAAAGCCCGCCGUGGCAGAAGAGUUGCCCCCACUGGCCUCCAUUGCCCAGAUCAUCUCAUCCGUGUCCUCGGCCCCCACCUUGCUGAAAACCAAGGUGGCUGACCCAGGGCCUACAAGCACCAACAGUAACACCACAGCUUCAGACAGCUUAGGAGGCACCAUCCCCAAAGCUGCCAUGGCUCCCACUGAUAUCACCAGCCGAAAAGAAUCCAGCGACUCACCCCCUGCUGUUAACAGUCCAGAGGCAGCCUCGCCCACUGAGCAGGGGCCAGCUAGUUUGUCAAAGAAGAGGGGCCGGAAAAAGGGAGUGAGGAGUCGGCCCCGUGCCAGCAGUGGCGGGGUGGACCUGGAUUCUAGUGGCGAGUUUGCCAGCAUCGAGAAGAUGCUGGCCACCACGGACACCAACAAGUUCAGUCCAUUUUUGCAGACCACGGAGGAUGAUGAUGCUCAGGAUGAGGUGGCCGGUGCCCCCACUGACCAAAAUGGACCCAGUGAUGAAGAGCAGGGCAGCCCCCCAGAAGACAAGCUGUUGAGGGCAAAGCGGAACUCCUACGCCAACUGCCUGCAGAAGAUCAACUGUCCCCACUGCCCCCGCGUCUUCCCUUGGGCUAGCUCCCUCCAGAGGCACAUGCUCACACACACUGGUCAGAAACCCUUCCCUUGUCAAAAAUGCGACGCCUCCUUUUCCACCAAAUCUAACUGUGAACGCCACCAGUUGCGCAAACACGGAGUUAACAACUGUUCCCUGAGAAGAAACGGGCUUAUCCCCCAGUCAAAAGAGAGUGAUGUUGGACCCCAUGAUAGCACAGACAGCCAGUCUGACAUGGAGACAUCAGCCACAGGAGGCGAAGUGCUGGACCUCACCUCUCGGGAGAAAGAGCAGCCAUCAUCAGUGGGCGUGUCUGAGUCUGGCCAGGUCAAAGAGGAGCUCCCCGCAGAGGAGGUGACUCAGGGAACAGCCGAGCCCAUAGACAGGGAGGAACAGGGAGCCGAGGAGACCCUGGAGCCUGAGGGAAAGUGUGGUGUGGAGGAGCAGGGCGAUGAUGCAGAUGGCCCUGAGGAAGACACUGUCAGCAACAAGAGCCUAGACCUCAACCUUGCCAGCAAGCUAAUGGGCUUCAAGCUGGCCGAGGGCGAUGCCGGUGCCAUGGGCAGUGGAGGCUCUGCCCAGCAGGACCAGAAGCACGCCUGUGACAUCUGUGGCAAGACCUUCAAGUUCCUUGGAACCCUGAGCCGCCACAGGAAGGCCCAUGGCCGUGAGGAGCCCAGGGAGGAGAGUACGCUCCCUCGGGAGGGCCAGGGUGAGGGCAGGGUGGCCGAAGGGCCGCUGCCUGUCCCCACCACCCCUGCCCUAGACCCAGAGGAGAAGCCCGAGCCCUUGGCCGAGGGGGAGGCCACGUCCGAAGGCUCAGCGGAGAAGCAGAGUGAGGAGGCUGAGGGCACCUCUGACGGGGAAGGCAUGGUUGAAAAGAAGUCCUCAAAAAGUGACGAUGACAAGAAGCCAAAGACAGACUCCUCCCGAAGUGUGGCCAGCAAGGCAGACAAGAGGAAGAAGGUCUGCACUGUGUGCAACAAGAGAUUCUGGUCUCUGCAAGAUUUGACCCGGCACAUGAGGUCCCACACAGGAGAAAGGCCAUAUAAAUGUCAGACCUGUGAGCGAACCUUCACCUUGAAGCACAGCCUGGUUCGCCAUCAGCGGGUCCACCAGAAAGCCAGACAUGCCAAACACCAUGGGAAGGACAGUGACAAGGACGAGCGGGGUGAGGAGGACAGUGAGAGCGAGUCCACCCACAGCGGCAACAACCCCGUCUCGGAGAACGAGGCUGACUCAGCCCUGCUGGCCAACAACCACGUGGCUGUCACCCGGAGCCGGAAGGAGAGCCUGGCCAAGGAUGCCAGCCGCAGGGAGGAGAGGGUGGCAGCAGGUCGGACGGCCGUAACCGGGCAGGCAGAAGCCAGCAGGAGUGCUCCCAAGGCCGCUUCUGAGGGCAGCCCCAAGGAGCAGGCGCCUCAGGGUGACCCUGACCCCGAGAGCCCGGCAGCCCUUGUGCAAGACCUGCUGGAGCUGCACGCCAAGAGGCCUGCCCGCCCCAUGCUGGCCGCCGCCGAUGGCGCCUCGCCACUCCUGGGAGUGGAAUGACGGCUCAUCCCGUCCCCCAGCACACAGACGAGAACCAGCAGAGCAGAGUGUCCUGAAUCUUGUUUCAUGAGGGUUCCUCAGUGCCCUUCAGCUGUCGGGGAGUAAAAGAGAGCGAGAGAGAGGGAGAAAGGGAGCCAAGCAGGAGCGGGCCGACUCGCUCGGUGCCAUAGCCUUACACAUGCCCGUGCGAGAAACCAGCACAGCACGGACAGUUCGAGUGCCUUAACUACUUAACCAGCCCUUCAGUGUCGUCCUGGGUGUUACAUUGUAUUGACUUUUUAAAAAACAAAGCAGAUAUUUUAAUGAAUUAUUUGGAGAGGACCUUUUCAUUUAAGCAUUAACGUUACCUUCUGUGUUGGUGUGUGUGAGCUUGUUCUUGCGAAUCUGUGAUAGUAACAUUUGUUCUGUGAGCUGGAAACAGAAGAAAAAAACAUGCCCUAGGACACCCAUAGCCAAUAAUAACUGGAAGAAAAUGAUGUGAAUUUCGUGUAAAUUCCCAGAGGAAACAUGGAUGAGAUGCUCAUUUCUCAGAUAGCCCUAUUUUUCUUUUUUUCUUUCUCCUUUGUCUGCUACACGGUGGAGCUAAAAUUUGGUCCUAGGUAUUGCAGGAUGUGGUUGAUGAAGGUUUCCAGUUUGGUUCAAGCCAAAACCAGGAAGGAUUCUAGCUGCAACUUCAUACGUGUUUCCACUCUUUCAGCGUCAGACACGCUAUUACUGUUCAAGUCUCGAGACAUUUGUUCUUAAUUUACAGAGAAGAGUUAACCCUGGCAACUUAAUCUAUGGAGAACAUACUCAGAUGUCAUAUAGCUGAUUUCCCCCCUUUCGGUAUAUGUAUUAUUAAUAUUAUUAUUAUUAUUAUUUUUAGUUCAUCAGUUUGCUGGUCUCUGCAGUCAGCAGAAACAAAUGGGCAAUAUUUGUCCUGGAGACCUGGGCUGUCCCCGGGUCCCCGUGUAAGCGUCUGCCCGCAGCUUUCCUCGCCACUUGGGUGGGAGCUCUUCUACUGUACUUAGACAAGCCUUUCUUCUGUGACUGCAGAAUCCAGCAGGGGCCGUGAGCAGUUGUCCACAUGCGCUGAGGAGCAGCUCAGAGAGGGGAGCGUGAGGGCGCAUGUGCCCGGGGCUUCUGAGAAAGCCAGGCAGCAAGGAGGCCUGUCACUCACCGGUCUUCUGCCAGACCCAGCCCAAGCCUUACCCUCCUGUGCUACUGUCAUUUGCAAAGCAAGGAAAUACUACUACUGGUAAUAAAACUGCACAUGCAAGAAAGGUUGAAGAUGAGAAGUAGAUUUAUAUUUACCUUCCUGCGAUUUGGGAUUGGUGCUUGGUGAUAAACAUGUUGUUUCUAGUGUCUGAAAUAGCCUGAACCCCUGGGUGCAAAAAGGCAGGAUUUUUUUCUGUGAGCAUCUUUUGCAGGCAAUAGACUUCCCUCACUGUAGCCGCCAGCAGUGAAAAGAAAUAUAUCCUACUGUAGCUGAGCUUGUGCUCGGCAUCCUGUCCUUCAGCCGGAACCUCUAGGAUGCCCGAGGCUUAGUGACUCCAGGGCCUCCUGUGCUGCUCCACCACUCAGAUCCUCUCGCCUUGCCCUGGGGGAGCCUCCCCAGCCCCUGUCCGCCCCUCCCAGGACCCUUGCCCUUUGUCCCUAAGUGUUCCCCCUUGACACUCAGAGUGUAAGUGUGCAGACACACCCUUUUCUCUCCACUUCCUCACCAGUUUCUGGUGGCCAAAAUCCUACCACCCAGACUUCAAAGGAAGAUAGAUGUUCUUGAGAUAAUGAAAAGUGAUAUCUUUGCAUGUGAAAGAAAAAAUGUUGAGGUAUAUAUGAUUUUUAACUGUAUUAGGGAUGUAUGAACCAGUUUCAAAAUGAGGUUUUAUUUACUCUAGAUGAAUACACAUCAGAACCAAUGAUCCCCUUGUAUCACUUCAUACCAGGUGUGGUCUGCUUAGUUAAAACCAGUUCAUGCAUCCCUUAAUUUUUUAUGAUGAUUGUUGUUAUUUUUGUUGUUAUUAUUAUUUGGGAUUUCUUGUGUUUUGUUUUUCUUUGCAACUCUCCACACUAAAACUUGCAACAUGUGGGGAGAAGCCAUGACUUAACUCUACGCUGCAGUGAGAUGUAGCAGGAAUCGCCCUGGCAAAUGCAGCUGGGGCUGCAGCUCGCAAUAAUCACUAUUGAUUUAAAGCUUUAUUUAGCCUUCAUCUGUACCCUCAUAGUCAAUAAGGUCUUGCCACAUUUUAUUAGUGAGGUUGAGAGAUGUAUUAUUUGUUGGUUGUUCUGCUCCCCCACCCCCAAUAUUAAACUGUGAAAUUUGUGAUUUGUUUAAACUCUGGGUGAAUCAUAGCUUAGUUUGCAUGUCCAGCUAAUUUGUUUCCAUACAUUUUGUUUGAUUCUCUUUCUCCUUCUCUCAGGGCUUUUACAAAAAAAAAAUAUAUAUAUAUAUAUGUGUGUGUGUAUGUAUACACACACACACACACACACAUAUAUAUAUAUAUGAAUCUUUUGAAAAGUUUUUUGAGGUGCAAGUUCUUCUCUUUUGUUUUUCUCUUUGAUUUGUGGACACAAUGCAGAGAUUCAAUCACUACAAGAAACUACUGGCUGUGAAAACAAAACAAAAAACCCAAAGGGCUCUUCUUCUUCCAAGCAGCCCCGGGGAAGCUACGUGACAGUCAGAUGCCAGUUUCAGAAAGAAUCAUCAUACCUUCAACCCUCUGUUCGUCUCUUUCCUCUCCGCUCUUUCUUCAAGAAGGAAGUUGAUCCUAGUGAUUUCAGCCCAUGCAUUAAACAGGAAACAAUAAUAGAUGUGUAGAAUUCAUAUUUUUUUCUAAAGGGAACUUAAAAACUGCUGCUACAUGUUAUGUACAAAACUGGUUUAUGCCACAUGAACAGAAUCACAAGUUUGGUUUUGGUACUUUUUGUUCCUCUUUGUAUUCAGUUGUAUAGUACUUCCAAAUUCAAAAUGAGAAGAAAAGCUGUUCUGUAUCAAACCAUCUAAGCAAUAAAUGUUAUAUUUUAAAGAUGGCAGAUUGCCUGUCA